AUGCAUAAUACUCUAUUAAUUAUCUUCUCGUUCUUCGUUUCUCUUGGCUUGCACAUCAACUCAUCAUUUGCCACAACAAACUUCAAUGUCUUAAGUUAUGGAGCCAAACCAAAUGGGGCAACCUAUUCAACCAAGGCCUUCCUUGAUGCAUGGGCUGCAGCUUGUGGCUCUACAGGUUCAACCAUGAUUUAUGUGCCUAAAGGAAGGUAUUUGCUUGGCUCUAUGGUCUUUAAAGGUGCCUGCAAAAGCCCUGAUAUCACCAUUCGGAUUGAUGGGACGCUGGUGGCUCCAGGAGAUUAUCACAUUCUGGGUCAAGCUGCCAACUGGCUUAGCUUCGAAGGAGUUGUUGGCAUUUCCAUUGUGGGUGGGGCACUUGAUGCGAAGGGAUCACCCUUGUGGGCUUGCAAAGCCAAAGGCAGCAACUGCCCUAAUGGCGCUACGACACUAAGCUUUACCAAUUCAAACAACAUAAAGAUCAAUGGCUUAUUGUCAUUAAACAGCCAGAUGUUUCACAUCGUGAUCAAUGGUUGCCAAAAUGUGAACGUUGAAGGGAUUAAAGUGAUAGCUGCUGGAGACAGCCCAAACACAGAUGGUAUUCAUGUCCAAUUAUCCACCAAUGUUGUUAUCAUGAACUCUUCGAUUAAAACAGGAGAUGACUGCAUCUCCAUUGGCCCUGGAACUAAAAACUUGUGGAUUGAAGGAGUUAAAUGCGGCCCUGGUCAUGGCAUUAGCAUUGGAAGCUUAGCUAAGGACAUGGAAGAAGAAGGGGUUCAAAAUGUUACCGUCAGAAGAACAAUCUUUGCAAACACUCAAAACGGAUUUAGGAUCAAGUCAUGGGCUAGACCAAGCAAUGGAUUUGUCGAAAGAGUUCGAUUCAUGGGUGCAAUUAUGCAUAAUGUUCAAAAUCCCAUUGUCAUUGAUCAACAUUACUGUCCUCACAAUUUAAAUUGCCCCAACAAGGUAUCAGGUGUAAAAAUCAAUGAUGUAAUAUAUCAAGGAAUUAGAGGAACAUCAGCGACGCCUGUUGCUAUAAAAUUUGAUUGCAGCUCGAAAAAUCCAUGCAGUACGAUCAGACUACAGAAUGUAAAUUUAACCUAUUCAAAUCAAGCAGCUCAAUCUUCUUGUGCAAAUGUGUUGGGGAAGACAAUUGGCCUAGUUAAACCUGAUGGUUGUUUGUAA
This is a messenger RNA of Hevea brasiliensis (rubber tree), 1179 nucleotides long. Its product is annotated as polygalacturonase-like. NCBI's taxonomy places the organism in Eukaryota, Viridiplantae, Streptophyta, Magnoliopsida, Malpighiales, Euphorbiaceae. The transcript has 5 exons. The coding region runs from base 1 to 1179 and encodes 392 amino acids. Gene Ontology annotation, biological process: carbohydrate metabolic process. Gene Ontology annotation, molecular function: polygalacturonase activity. The record is from RefSeq and is a predicted model, not a curated record.